Molecule: messenger RNA, 2414 nt
Organism: Penicillium brasilianum
Lineage: Eukaryota; Fungi; Ascomycota; Eurotiomycetes; Eurotiales; Aspergillaceae
Source: the annotation of a GenBank genome assembly
GCCAGUCAGCGUCAACAUGGGUAUAGUCACGUGGUCACAGUCCCUAAGGGAUAUUCACCGCCUUGGGGGUGAUUCUGGCAUUCCCAUUCAGCUUCAGAUUCAGGUGCACGUCGAACUCGAGUAUCUGCAAUUACCAUCCACACUCUUCAAAAUGUCUCUCAUCAACGAGGUUCACGACUCUUUACCAUACAUCGAUGCCGAGCCUUCGGCCGUCGCGCGCCAAAAAGCUCAACAGCUCAUCAACGCGGAGCUCGCCCCAGAGCACACUUCAACUCUACACCCAUCCAUUCCCGCCAGCCCAGAAUCAAAGUUUUCUGCUCUCAUCCAACAAGAACUGGAACGCAAAGCCACGGGGGCUCCCCUUACUGGCGGCAUCGACCUAACCCGCUACGAAGCCCCCGAACCACCGACCCGCACCUCCGACACCGAAGCCCCUAACCUGCCCGAGUGGCGUGAGACCCUGCAAAAGGCCUAUGUUUCCAGCUCACACUUGACCAAGCGACAUGAGAACCUCACGCUGCUGGAGGAACACGGCAAGAACGCGUGGCUAAUUGGAAAUUCGCAGCUGGAGGAGAUCCUGCGUGGUAUGGAGAAGGAGUUGGCAGAGACCAAGAGCGCCUCGGAGGAGGUCAAUAAGCAGCGCAAGAUUGCGCAGGACGCAAGCUCUGGCGAGAUGACUAGCCUUGAGGAGACGUGGAAGCGUGGGGUCGGAGCGGUGUUGGAAGUCGAGUUGGCGUCGGAGGGCUUGCGGAUGCAGAUUCUGGAGCAGAGGCGGUCGGCGGCGCAGCAGCAGGCGCGGUAAAUGUCGUCGACUGGAGGAUGACUUACAAAAAUUUUUCCUUCUCCUCGUCAAGUGGAGUGCUGUUUUUCGAGUUUGGGUGUCACUGCGCGACGCGGCAACCCUUUCUUGAUUCGAGCUGAAGUGUUGCACAAGGUUUGACUUGUGUGCCAAAUGUGCUCGACAUUUUCGUAUAGGCAGCUUGCCUGGCAGCACUAUUGUCAUCCCUAGCGUAUCAUUGCGCAGGCCGACUGGGCUACUGUCGAAGGCCCUCUCAAGCUCGGGACGCACAAUCUCUGUCCGUUUGAUCACCCCGGGCUUGUCGCGUGUCCAGCGAUGAUUCCCCUCUCUACGAUCCAAUGCCUCAUGUCAGUCACUUUGGCGGCAUCCGCCUGAUAGUAGAUGUCUCGCCUUGGCUCGUAUCGGGAAGCUCAUGACUCGACAGCAUGCCAUAUGCCCAUACACGAGCCCUGGGAGUGAACAAACUGCGGGAGCUUGGCUUCUCUCCUGCAGUUCACGCACGGUAGAUCAAUAUUGAGGCCCGCGCAAGCUAAGAAUACCAGUGAAUCAAUAAACCAACCUUGAUCUAUCUUGAUCUGUUUCGAUAAGAAAUGGCUACUCAUACUGUUCAAAAAAAAAAAAACAACCAGAAGUAGUACAAAUGCUCAAUUGAACGCUCUGCUUUAUGCCUGAAAAGAAAUAAGAAAAGAUCCAAGUAAUCCCAUUUUCACUCGAUGCACGCUAUACGAGAGGGACAGCAUCAGACCACUCUCUUAUUCUCACAACUUCAUCUCCGGCGAGACAAGCUUAACAUCCACCCCCUCCUCUCCCAACGAAAUCGCACCAGUCAGCACCUUCCCCUUCACCUCAGCAACCCGCUUCGCAUCAGCCUUCUCAUUCCAAUGAGCCAAUUCCUUACACAGUCCCUCCAACGUCGUAAUAACGGGUCUAUACCCCAACCCCCCCUCCUCAGCCCCCUUUCUCGCCCGCUCAUCAUCCGCAAUACAAAAAACGUCCGAAAUCGCAAACAGCGACGGCUGAAUCUGCAGCAAAUCCCCCGUCAACUUGGGGAGAAGCCAUGGCAGCACCGCAUGCUGGACGUAGACAUAUGCCUCGACCAAAUAGGAUAGCAGGAGAAGCGGGACGGGUUGGAUGGUUGGGAAAGAGACCGGUGUAGAGGAGAGGGUCGUUAGGAGGGUGUAGAUGUCGCCGAAGGACACUGCAGGGUUGGGGUCCGUUACGACGAAGGCCUGGCCGCUGAUGCUCGGGUGCGUGUUCUGCGGGUUGGAUUGUUCGAGGAGGCGGGCUUCGUAGAGGAGGUGUGCUAGGGAGACGUUCUCGGCGUUGACGAAGCUUUGGAUUACUGGGCGGAGCCAGCUGGAAUUAGUGGUGUUAGUGAUGUUUAUUUUGCGAUUUGACCAGGUUGUUGAAUGCUUGGAUUUUUCUUGGGUUCUGGUGAUGGGGCGUUUUGGUAGACUUACGUUGGACUUCCACCCUUGCGUAGAUACUGGCCAGUAACCGUGUUGCUUGUAUCACAUCCAAUCCCAUAAAUCCCAUUCGCAGGUCUGAUACAGCCAGUCCGAAACCCGCUGGCGGGGUCAUCGGCCGCACAAACAAGACGUUCCGCUUCAAUCUU